UCACUCCAGGUGGAAUAAACACAGUGUAAGUUGGUACAGACCCAACAUUCUCACUUAAAGCAUUUUGCACUUUGCUGUGUUUCCAAGCUAUGAGUGUCCUAAAUUAAUUAUACUUUUCCUUCUGCCUGUGCAGUGUUGUAAUGAAGUGUUUGAGUUGGUAGAUUUCUGAAGGAGUAGUAGGCAUUAGUUUGUAAAGUGCUUCAGGCUCAUUUGGCAGAUCUUAUCACAUAGAAGUAAUGUAUUUUAAUGUGCAUGUAGUUUUCUGCAAAAUACUACACAAAAUAAUUCCCACGGAAUGCACAUAGCAAUCUAUUAAGCAGAUGGGGUAGCCUGCAUUAUUUCAGCUUUCAUUUAGUCUUGUUUCUGCAAACCAUAUAAGGUUGUGGUUUCUGUUAUAUUUUACCCGUUUGCCUUCCCCUUCUCUAUCACACUUUUUAAAUAUUUCCCAGACAUCAUUAAUAUCAGUGGAUUCACAACCCUGCUAUUUCAUAUUGUCUUUGGUUUAUGCCCAAGACAUGAAUAGGAUAUAAAUUAUGAAUUUGGUUACCUCAUGUAACUGUAUGUACUACUUUACUUGUUUUUUUGUCCCAUUUUUUUUUUUCUUCUUACUGUUUCAUGUCUCGGAAGGUUUUUCUCAAUGUUUUUCUCUAUAUGGUUAACUUAGUUGUGGAAAACUGAAUGCUGUUGAGUUCUGGAGUCAUGACUCAUUCUUUAUUAAUGGCCAUCUCUACUAGAACAGUGUGAGCCUCAGUUUUUUGCCCUUCCUCAGAAUUGCCAGUUUUUUCCACGAGUAACGUGGCAGUAAUGUCUCUUGUUUUCAGUGCGAUUGACUUUGUGCGUGAAAGCAGGUAUGUUUUCUCACUUUUUGUUGCUUGGCAAGUAGCACUUUGCUUUCCUUAUUUUGGAGAACCACUUCUGGACUCACCCUUAUAACAGAAAACUGUGUUAGAAAAUGAAGUAAAAAGCUGUGUAUGGGGAGAAGCACAACUUCAAUUUUAGUUCGUUGUUGCAUAGGUUAUUAUUGCAGCUUAUCUAAAGACAGUAACAAUUUUUGGUUUAUGCUCUUGGAGUUCAGAAUGUCUCCAGCACAUGGGCUGUUAGAGCUUUCUCAAAUUACCAAUUGGCAUAUGCGCUGUCAGAGAAGUUAUUUUUCACUUGCCUGUGCCCUUGCUCUUGAAGUUAAAGCUUCAGAGCUUUAGCUGUCCAAAUGUCUGAGCUUCAGUUCUAAGCCCAGAUAUUUGGCCAGUUCAGCAACUAGAAGCAUUUGAGUAGCACAAUAGCUACUGCUAAACAAUGUUGUAAGUGCUGUAGUGUUGUGGGGUGAGGUGUGUGUUUGCUGUUAUUUAGUAGCCAGCAAGAGAAGAAAUUUAAAACAUGGUCUGUUAAAAUUAGAUUUGCAUCCUUCAGGUAGUUUGUUGGCACAGAUAUAGAGGAUUUUUUAGAUGUGUAUGUAGUCUGUGGUGCAGGCAGUUUCCUGCUGCACUUUCUACUAGUUAAAUUAGGUGGGAACCGAGACUCCUAUACUAUGCAUUGUUAUGCCAUUUUAUUAAGCACUUGAUUUAGAGUAUUUAUUAUAACUUUUUCAGCCUUUAUCGUUUACUAUAUACAGAAUCAUAAUUUUUUGUGAACAUAUUGUACUUUAUAGGUUUUCUUUGUGAACAGAAGCCUUUACCUACCUUUGCCUCUUUUGAACUUAGUUGAGGUUUCAUUAUGCUCGAAUGUAAAGCAGUUCCCUGAUAAUUCUGAAAUUUCUGUAUAUUUUUUCUGUUCUCUAUACAUUAAGGAUUUCUCUUGCAGAGAUGUUCACAGUAGAAACUGUAUUACCACGUCAAGCUCUUACUCUCAGUACCGUGAAUAGACCUGUAUUUUCACUGAUAACACACUGCUCUUGCGUUAUAUACGAGCAAGAAGGAGUUUUUAUUCAUUCAUCCUGUGGAAAAAAUGAUGACCAGGACAGCUUAAUAUCGGGAAUACUACGUGUCAUAGAAAAGGAAAAUGAAGUAAUAGUAGACUGGAGACCUCUGGAUGAUACUUUGGAUACGUCUAAUAUCCUCUGUGCUGGAAAGGAUUCUAGUUCUGUUGUGGAGUGGACUCAAACCCCUAAAGAAAAAUGUUCCCGAGGAGCAGACCGUCCAAGCAGUUAUGAAGCAGAAUGGGACAUGGUCACCACAGUCUCUUUUAAAAAGAAACCUCAUUCAAAUGGAGAUGCUACAACUCAUGCAAAUGGAGAAAGCAAGUGGUCGUUCCUGUUCAGUUUGACAGAUCUGAAAUCAAUCAAACAAAACAAAGAAGGCAUGGGAUGGUCAUAUUUGGUGUUCUGUCUGAAGGAUGAUGUGAAGCUUCCAGCUCUUCACUUUCAUCAUGGAGAUAGCAAGCUAUUGAUUAAAUGCCUUGAAAAGCAUGUUGUGCUGAAUGAAUCUCCACAGGAUAAGCGAAUACUUCUUGUGAAUUCUCAGAACAAGUCUCUGUCUCAGUCUUUUGAAAAUCUCUUUGAUGAACCAUCAUAUGGCUUAUUACAAAAAUUGAAGAAAGAUCCAUACACAGUAACAAUGGGAAGAUUUUCCAAAGUUACCAACUAUAUUUUUGACAGUUUCCGGUUAAGUGACCCUUCAAAUCAAAGGCGACCACCAUCAGAAAUGGCAGACUUUCUUAAUGAUGCUAUUCCAGGACUAAAGAUAAAUCAGCAGGAAGAACCAGGAUUUGAAGUCAUUACACGAAUCGAUCUAGGAAAACAGCCUGAAGUUAGUAGAAGAGAGCCUGUGUCAGCUGAAGAAUGGGCAAAGAAUAUGGAUUCUGAUGGAAGAAUUUUAAAUGUUGACUACAUAAAGCAGUCGAUAUUCAAAGGGGGUCUCUGCCAUACUUUAAGAAAAGAAGCAUGGAAAUUUCUGUUGGGGUAUUUUCCUUGGAACAGCACUAAAGAAGAGAGAGCAAAUCUACAAAAAAUGAAAACGGAUGAAUAUUUCAGGAUGAAACUGCAGUGGAAAUCUGUCAGUGAGGAACAGGAAAAACGAAAUUCAAGAUUAAGAGAUUACCGGAGUCUUAUAGAAAAAGAUGUAAACAGAACAGAUCGAACAAAUAAAUUCUACGAAGGCGAAGAUAAUCCAGGAUUGAUUUUACUUCACGAUAUUUUGAUGACCUAUUGCAUGUAUGACUUCGACUUAGGUUACGUCCAGGGGAUGAGUGACUUGCUGUCACCUGUCUUGUAUGUCAUGGAGAAUGAAGUAGAUGCCUUUUGGUGCUUUGUAUCGUACAUGGAACAAAUGCAUGAGAAUUUUGAAGAACAGAUGCAGGGUAUGAAGACACAACUAAUUCAACUGAGUACUUUGCUUCGCUUACUAGACAGUGGAUUUUGCAGUUAUUUAGAAUCUCAAGACUCAGGCUACCUUUAUUUUUGCUUCCGAUGGCUUCUUAUCAGAUUUAAAAGGGAAUUCAGCUUUCAAGAUAUACUUCGACUUUGGGAGGUCAUGUGGACAGAAUUGCCUUGCCAGAAUUUUCAUCUUCUCCUUUGUUGUGCUAUCUUAGAAUCUGAAAAACAGCAAAUAAUGGACAAGCACUAUGGCUUUAAUGAAAUAUUAAAGCAUAUUAAUGAACUGUCUAUGAAAAUUGAUGUGGAAUAUAUACUCUGCAAAGCAGAAGCAAUUUCUAUGCAGAUGAUGAAUUGCAAGGAAUUGCCUCAAGCAGUCAGUGAGAUCCUGGGGAUUGAAAACAGUUCUGUAACACCAGAUUCAGAUAAUGGAGAGGAUGAAAGUGCAGCUGUGUUGAGUUGUCCCACGUCAUUGUAUCAGAGUGUCUCAACACCUGUAACUGCUGCCAAUGGAACAACAGACAGCACUCAACAGAUGUCUGAGACGCAGAGCUGAACACCUGUGUAAUUACAGCUGGUUAAAUUGAAGAAAGACUUUUACUGAGCACGUUUUUUUUUUCAAGCACUUGAGAGAUGGAUAUUUAAAUUUGGUGUUGAUUAAGCUUUAAGGUUGGAAAGAAAAUCUGUACUGUAAUGCUCUUGCAUUAAAGCUUUACAACAUGACUCAACUAUUUUUGUAGUUUCUUCUACCAAAAUAGCCUUUUGUUUUCAAUAACAUUCCUUAAUAUUUUUGUAGCCAAGUGCAUUUUCUUUUUGCUGGUGAACUGGAAGUGGAUGGUGAUUAAGAAAGUAUUUGAAAAUAAUGCAUUUGCUGAGCUUUCACACGUAUUGAUGUAAGACAGUGUGAGCUCUUUGAUUUGAGCAGAUUCACAAAAGGCCAGCUGAAGCUGCUGUACAACAUUUUCAAGCUGAAAAGAUGCUGAUGUGUUAAAGAAGGAUUGUUUUGUAAAUGAAUGGGUUUUCCCUAUCUCAAAUGUUUACAAAAAUACUUCUAUGUAUUUGUUGCUGGUUGAAUGUAGAUUUGAAAUGGACAUUCAUAAUUACAGAAGUUAAUGUCCAAAUACUGAAUUUUGUGUAACAGGGAGUGGAUGAACAGUAUAUUUUUACAUUAACAUAUCUUCACUUUAUAUAUGCAUAUAUAUAUAUAUUUACACACAUACACACACUAUAUACACAAAUGUUUGUGAAUACUAAAAGGAUAGUCAUAUUUUCAAUAUCUGAAUAAACUUGACUCUUUGUUCAUAUGAAUCAGUUUGACCAAAUUAAUGCACAGCUCCAACUUGGGCUCUUUUUCGAAACUUUUCUAACUGAAGGUAACUUUCCUGUGAAUACAUUCAGUCCUACACUUGAGGUAGUUUUGCAAUUGAUUUCUUGCAAACUUUACUGAUAUUUAUCUUUGCUAAUAUAUUAACUGAUCGAUUAACUACUUACACUGUUUAUAUGACAAGAUUAUUUGGAGAACUAAUAAGCAGGUUAUAAUAAAAUAAACCACAAACCAAAACAGGAAUCACAAUUAACAUUAAUGCAUUUUUUGUAUAUGCAAAAGGCAGUGUGAGUUUAUUCCAUGCCAUGCUGAUGUCCUUUGACGUUAUGUGAAAUUUAACAUAACCGAUUAAGUGUAUUCAUUAUUUGGUAACUAUUGUACAUAUAUAAAAUAAAAAUCAAAGUUGAUUUAGUGUUUUUAAUUAAAUCAUAUUUAGAGAAAAAAA
Molecule: messenger RNA, 5073 nt
Organism: Columba livia (rock pigeon)
Lineage: Eukaryota; Metazoa; Chordata; Aves; Columbiformes; Columbidae
Gene: TBC1D15
Product: TBC1 domain family member 15
Exons: 17
Coding region: 1800-3860 (686 amino acids)
Biological process (GO): activation of GTPase activity
Molecular function (GO): GTPase activator activity
Source: RefSeq, a predicted model, not a curated record